This is a messenger RNA of Mucor mucedo, 708 nucleotides long. RefSeq lists its product as uncharacterized. NCBI's taxonomy places the organism in Eukaryota, Fungi, Mucoromycota, Mucoromycetes, Mucorales, Mucoraceae. The transcript has a single exon. The record is from RefSeq and is a predicted model, not a curated record. The annotation marks the transcript as partial.
AUGCGCUAUAAAAAGCAACAAAGAUCGCAAUUCAACGAAGAAACUGGUUCUAUAAACAAACCCCCUAUUUGGAGAAUAGCUGGAAGAAAAAGGCCUCGUGGGGAUUUUACUGAAGAUAAUCCUUCACAGCGUAUAAAAAAAAAUACACAUGACCAAGAGGCAAAAAAUCUCAUGGAAGCGUUACGCCAGGAGAUGAGAAUACGUCUUUCAAGAAAAAUACUUGUAUGUCUAGAGGCUAAAGCUGAUGUUAAUACGCUUAAAAAUGAAUGCUUAAGUAGUUCCCGCCUCGAAAGAGGACUUGUUACAGAAGCGGAAAAAAAGGCUAACUUACAAGCAACGACAAUUGAAAAUUUUCUGAAACGCCAGAAGAAGCCAAACUUUCUCUACUGGACAGAAUUUGUGGCCGAUAACUUUGAUAGUAUAUUGGCCGAUACCAAGCAUACAUUCAAGGGCAAAGGAAAAGAAACAAAAGUUGUUGAAUCUCCUGUCAUUCCUAUUGUUAAUGUACCUGAUGUAUCUUCAGUCACGGAUGAUGUACCUUUAUUACCAAAGAAGGAUGAGAAUCAUACUCGAGUCUGUACCAUUUCUUUCAACUCAAUAAAGCGCAAAGAUAUUGAUACUGAUAUCCAGCAGCAUAUAGUUGAUAUUCUCAAACAAACAACGGAGGAAGUAUUGGACUACACUACAAGCUAUGGAAUACAGCUUUUA